Molecule: messenger RNA, 7996 nt
Organism: Bolinopsis microptera
Lineage: Eukaryota; Metazoa; Ctenophora; Tentaculata; Lobata; Bolinopsidae
Exons: 32
Coding region: 1-7704 (2567 amino acids)
Source: RefSeq, a predicted model, not a curated record
AUGGAACACAAACAAGAUACAGAUCUUGUAGCAAUCCUUAUCCUGCACACGGAGGUGCUUAUUGUUCAGGAUCAUCUUCAUAUAGUCAAAGCUGCAACACCCAUAGCUGUCCAGAUACUGUUAGAAAGAUAUUGUGAUUUAUUGACCCGAACAUCCUAUUCAGUGAACGGAGCCGUCGAUCCGGAGACUCCUAAAAAAGCCACCACCGCUGUGGCUCAGACAUUGACUUGUGAUAUCGGAGAUGUGGUUACAGAUGUCAUUGUGUCGUGGAAGGAUCAUGCUGGGGCUGCUAUAACAAGUGGUAGUGGAGGGUACACCAUCGCACAGGGAUCAGCUGACUCUGGUACCAAAAUUCAGACAUCAACUCUGACCAUUGAUGUUGCCACUCUUACAAGUGUAGCUGUAGCUGGAAAUCCCGCGACAUACAAAUGUGCUGCGGAAUAUGUACAAUAUUCGAAUUCAGCAACAUCUACUUUCAAAGACAUUGUUGUCGACUUCCUUACUUUCGAUGUACAAGCUAAGGGUAACGAAGUGCUGAAAGACACAGAAGCUACAAUAUCUUGUGUAGUAAAAGGUUUGAGUCAGCAGCUGGAGGCGGUAACAUGGAAGAAACCUUCGAGUGAAGCUAUAACUGCGAGUGCUGGCAGCUAUGCUAUUGACGUUGGAACUUACCUUCCUGACACCAACGAUCAAACUACAAUUCUGACCGUACCUGCUGUUGAAAACACGGCUGAUGCUGUUUUCACCUGUGUCAUUACAUCUGACGAGCAUGCAAAAACUGAUGAAGAGACUGCUGUCAACUCGAACGUUUUCACCGUCGUUCCGGAGACUCCUAAAAAAGCCACCACCGCUGUGGCUCAGACAUUGACUUGUGAUAUCGGAGAUGUGGAUACAAGUGUCACAGUGUCGUGGAAGGAUCAUGCUGGGGCUGCUAUAACAAGUGGUAGUGGAGGGUACAUCAUCGCACAGGGAGCAGCUGACCCUAGUACCAAGAUUCAGAAAUCAACUCUGACCAUUGAUGCUGCCACUCUUCCAAGUGUAGCUGAAGCAGGAAAUCCCGCGACAUACACAUGUGCUGCGCAAUCUGCAGAAUAUUCGGAUUCAGCAACAUCUACUUUCAAAGACAUUGUUGUCAACUUCCUUACUUUCGAUGUACAAGCUAAGGGUAGCGAAGUGCUGAAAGACACAGAAGCUACAAUAUCUUGUGUAGUAAAAGGUUUGAGUCAGCAGCUGGAGGCGGUAACAUGGAAGAAACCUUCGGGUGAAGCUAUAACUGCGAGUGCUGGCAGCUAUGCUAUUGACGUUGGAACUUACCUUCCUGACACCAACGAUCAAACUACAAUUCUGACCGUACCUGCUGUUGAAAACACGGCUGAUGCUGUUUUCACCUGUGUCAUUACAUCUGACGAGCAUGCAAAAACUGAUGAAGAGACUGCUGUCAACUCGAACGUUUUCACCGUCGUUCCGGAGACUCCUAAAAAAGCCACCACCGCUGUGGCUCAGACAUUGACUUGUGAUAUCGGAGAUGUGGAUACAAGUGUCACUGUGUCGUGGAAGGAUCAUGCUGGGGCUGCUAUAACAAGUGGUAGUGGAGGGUGCAUCAUCGCACAGGGAGCAGCUGACCCUAGUACCAAGAUUCAGAAAUCAACUCUGACCAUUGAUGCUGCCACUCUUCCAAGUGUAGCUGAAGCAGGAAAUCCCGCGACAUACACAUGUGCUGCGCAAUCUGCAGAAUAUUCGGAUUCAGCAACAUCUACUUUCAAAGACAUUGUUGUCAACUUCCUUACUUUCGAUGUACAAGCUAAGGGUAGCGAAGUGCUGAAAGACACAGAAGCUACAAUAUCUUGUGUAGUAAAAGGUUUGAGUCAGCAGCUGGAGGCGGUAACAUGGAAGAAACCUUCGGGUGAAGCUAUAACUGCGAGUGCUGGCAGCUAUGCUAUUGACAAUGGAACUUACCUUCCUGACACCAACGAUCAAACUACAAUUCUGACCGUACCUGCUGUUGAAAACACGGCUGAUGCUGUUUUCACCUGUGUCAUUACAUCUGACGAGCAUGCAAAAACUGAAGAAGAGACUGCUGUCAACUCGAACGUUUUCACCGUCGUUCCGGAGACUCCUAAAAAAGCCACCACCGCUGUGGCUCAGACAUUGACUUGUGAUAUCGGAGAUGUGGAUACAAGUGUCACUGUGUCGUGGAAGGAUCAUGCUGGGGCUGCUAUAACAAGUGGUAGUGGAGGGUACAUCAUCGCACAGGGAGCAGCUGACCCUAGUACCAAGAUUCAGAUAUCAACUCUGACCAUUGAUGCGGCCACUCUUCCAAGUGUAGCUGAAGCAGGAAAUCCCGCGACAUACACAUGUGCUGCGCAAUCUGCAGAAUAUUCGGAUUCAGCAACAUCUACUUUCAAAGACAUUGUUGUCAACUUCCUUACUUUCGAUGUACAAGCUAAGGGUAGCGAAGUGCUGAAAGACACAGAAGCUACAAUAUCUUGUGUAGUAAAAGGUUUGAGUCAGCAGCUGGAGGCAGUAACAUGGAAGAAACCUUCGGGUGAAGCUAUAACUGCGAGUGCUGGCAGCUAUGCUAUUGACGUUGGAACUUACCUUCCUGACACCAACGAUCAAACUACAAUUCUGACCGUACCCGCUGUUGAAAACACGGCUGAUGCUGUUUUCACCUGUUUCAUUACAUCUGACGAGCAUGCAAAAACUGAAGAAGAGACUGCUGUCAACUCGAACGUUUUCACCGUCGUUCCGGAGACUCCUAAAAAAGCCACCACCGCUGUGGCUCAGACAUUGACUUGUGAUAUCGGAGAUGUGGAUACAAGUGUCACAGUGUUGUGGAAGGAUCAUGCUGGGGCUGCUAUAACAAGUGGUAGUGGAGGGUACAUCAUCGCACAGGGAGCAGCUGACCCUAGUACCAAGAUUCAGAAAUCAACUCUGACCAUUGAUGCUGCCACUCUUCCAAGUGUAGCUGAAGCAGGAAAUCCCGCGACAUACACAUGUGCUGCGCAAUCUGCAGAAUAUUCGGAUUCAGCAACAUCUACUUUCAAAGACAUUGUUGUCAACUUCCUUACUUUCGAUGUACAAGCUAAGGGUAGCGAAGUGCUGAAAGACACAGAAGCUACAAUAUCUUGUGUAGUAAAAGGUUUGAGUCAGCAGCUGGAGGCGGUAACAUGGAAGAAACCUUUGGGUGAAGCUAUAAUUACUGCGAGUGCUGGCAGCUAUGCUAUUGACGUUGGAACUUACCUUCCUGACACCAACGAUCAAACUACAAUUCUGACCGUACCUGCUGUUGAAAACACGGCUGAUGCUGUUUUCACCUGUGUCAUUACAUCUGACGAGCAUGCAAAAACUGAUGAAGAGACUGCUGUCAACUCGAACGUUUUCACCGUCGUUCCGGAGACUCCUAAAAAAGCCACCACCGCUGUGGCUCAGACAUUGACUUGUGAUAUCGGAGAUGUGGAUACAAGUGUCACUGUGUCGUGGAAGGAUCAUGCUGGGGCUGCUAUAACAAGUGGUAGUGGAGGGUACAUCAUCGCACAGGGAGCAGCUGACCCUAGUACCAAGAUUCAGAAAUCAACUCUGACCAUUGAUGCUGCCACUCUUCCAAGUGUAGCUGAAGCAGGAAAUCCCGCGACAUACACAUGUGCUGCGCAAUCUGCAGAAUAUUCGGAUUCAGCAACAUCUACUUUCAAAGACAUUGUUGUCAACUUCCUUACUUUCGAUGUACAAGCUAAGGGUAGCGAAGUGCUGAAAGACACAGAAGCUACAAUAUCUUGUGUAGUAAAAGGUUUGAGUCAGCAGCUGGAGGCGGUAACAUGGAAGAAACCUUCGGGUGAAGCUAUAACUGCGAGUGCUGGCAGCUAUGCUAUUGACGUUGGAACUUACCUUCCUGACACCAACGAUCAAACUACAAUUCUGACCGUACCCGCUGUUGAAAACACGGCUGAUGCUGUUUUCACCUGUGUCAUUACAUCUGACGAGCAUGCAAAAACUGAUGAAGAGACUGCUGUCAACUCGAACGUUUUCACCGUCGUUCCGGAGACUCCUAAAAAAGCCACCAGCGCUGUGGCUCAGACAUUGACUUGUGAUAUCGGAGAUGUGGAUACAAGUGUCACUGUGUCGUGGAAGGAUCAUGCUGGGGCUGCUAUAACAAGUGGUAGUGGAGGGUACAUCAUCGCACAGGGAGCAGCUGACCCUAGUACCAAGAUUCAGAAAUCAACUCUGACCAUUGAUGCUGCCACUCUUCCAAGUGUAGCUGAAGCAGGAAAUCCCGCGACAUACACAUGUGCUGCGCAAUCUGCAGAAUAUUCGGAUUCAGCAACAUCUACUUUCAAAGACAUUGUUGUCAACUUCCUUACUUUUGAUGUACAAGCUAAGGGUAGCGAAGUGCUGAAAGACACAGAAGCUACAAUAUCUUGUGUAGUAAAAGGUUUGAGUCAGCAGCUGGAGGUGGUAACAUGGAAGAAACCUUCGGGUGAAGCUAUAACUGCGAGUGCUGGCAGCUAUGCUAUUGACGUUGGAACUUACCUUCCUGACACCAACGAUCAAACUACAAUUCUGACCGUACCUGCUGUUGAAAACACGGCUGAUGCUGUUUUCACCUGUGUCAUUACAUCUGACGAGCAUGCAAAAACUGAUGAAGAGACUGCUGUCAACUCGAACGUUUUCACCGUCGUUCCGGAGACUCCUAAAAAAGCCACCACCGCUGUGGCUCAGACAUUGACUUGUGAUAUCGGAGAUGUGGAUACAAGUGUCACUGUGUCGUGGAAGGAUCAUGCUGGGGCUGCUAUAACAAGUGGUAGUGGAGGGUACAUCAUCGCACAGGGAGCAGCUGACCCUAGUACCAAGAUUCAGAAAUCAACUCUGACCAUUGAUGCUGCCACUCUUCCAAGUGUAGCUGAAGCAGGAAAUCCCGCGACAUACACAUGUGCUGCGCAAUCUGCAGAAUAUUCGGAUUCAGCAACAUCUACUUUCAAAGACAUUGUUGUCAACUUCCUUACUUUCGAUGUACAAGCUAAGGGUAGCGAAGUUCUGAAAGACACAGAAGCUAUAAUAUCUUGUGUAGUAAAAGGUUUGAGUCAGCAGCUGGAGGUGGUAACAUGGAAGAAACCUUCGGGUGAAGCUAUAACUGCGAGUGCUGGCAGCUAUGCUAUUGACGUUGGAACUUACCUUCCUGACACCAACGAUCAAACUACAAUUCUGACCGUACCUGCUGUUGAAAACACGGCUGAUGCUGUUUUCACCUGUGUCAUUACAUCUGACGAGCAUGCAAAAACUGAUGAAGAGACUGCUGUCAACUCGAACGUUUUCACCGUCGUUCCGGAGACUCCUAAAAAAGCCACCACCGCUGUGGCUCAGACAUUGACUUGUGAUAUCGGAGCUGUGGAUACAAGUGUCACUGUGUCGUGGAAGGAUCAUGCUGGGGCUGCUAUAACAAGUGGUAGUGGAGGGUACAUCAUCGCACAGGGAGCAGCUGACCCUAGUACCAAGAUUCAGAAAUCAACUCUGACCAUUGAUGCUGCCACUCUUCCAAGUGUAGCUGAAGCAGGAAAUCCCGCGACAUACACAUGUGCUGCGCAAUCUGCAGAAUAUUCGGAUUCAGCAACAUCUACUUUCAAAGACAUUGUUGUCAACUUUCUUACUUUCGAUGUACAAGCUAAGGGUAGCGAAGUGCUGAUAAACACAGAAGCUACAAUAUCUUGUGUAGUAAGUGGUUUGAGUCAGCAGCUGGAGGCGGUAACAUGGAAGAAACCUUCGGGUGAAGCUAUAACUGCGAGUGCUGGCAGCUAUGCUAUUGAGCUUGGAACUUACGAUCAUACCACCAACAUUCAAACUACAAUUCUGACCGUACCUGCUGAUGAAAACACGGUUGAUGCUGUUUUCACCUGUGUCAUUACAUCUGACGAGCAUGCAAAAACAUCAGAAAAGACUGAUGUCAACUCAAACGUUUUCACUGUAGCGUCAGUGACUAAGUCAGUCAUUACUAGUAAGGAUCAGACAUUGACCUGUACAGUUGGAGAACUAGACGUAGGUGGAACCCCUGUUAAUGUAGUCUGGAAGGCUCCUGAUGGUACGACUGUAUCUGUCUCGGAUAUUACGAACUACUAUGUCAGCAACGGUGCAGUUGAUGGAACCGGCAUACAGGUGGCAGAACUCACCAUCAAGGCUACCAAGCUUGCUGAUUUUGUUAACCAGUCAACAUUCACAUACAAGUGCUCGGUAACAUCAACACAGUACCCAAACUCACCUGUAUCUACCCACGGAGUUGUGGUCAACGUUCUAGCACCUUGUAGCAUGCCCUUUAUCGAACAAGGCAUCAUAUCUCCAUAUUCGACGAUUGAUUCAGGCUCAACAUACGAAAUAAGGUGCGACAGCGGGUUUGUCAUAAUUGGACCGUCCUCGAUGGUGUGCACUAACGGUACCUUAUCUGAAUCCCCAUCUUGUCCACCAGUGGCUACCGUCACUUGUGAUGAAUACGGAAUAAAGUUGUUCGUUACCGAGAAAAUCAGUUUUGAUACAAUAUUGCUCAACGACAAAGAUUGUGAGUUUAAGGGAGACUCUCAAGAAAUCAGAACAGAUUUAGACAAAUGCGGUACGACGGUAUCUUAUAAUAACAGUCAUGUCAUUUACAAAAACCAAAUGACAGGAAUUUCCAGCAAAAUUGAUUACAGUAACGGUAUAACCAGAGGAGGAGAACUUAAGAUAGCAUUUGAGUGCUCAUUCAAUAGAACAGGUGCUACCGAGUAUGCAUCUUGGGAGGUAAAGGGUGCAGCCAUUGUGGAAAGAGUGACGGGUGAAGGUUCGCUACGUUUCCUUCUAGAUAUCUACGAGGACGCAACAUAUGCCAACAAAGUGGUCAACUUUCCAUUUCAGUUAACCCUUAAUGCUAACAUCAACAUGCAGGUCACGCUGGAUUCAUUAGAUCCAGACCAGUCUCUGGGUGUGGUUCGAAUACAGGCAAAGGACAGUGAAACCGAGGAGGAUAGAAACUUGUCCUACGACUUGGUGAAGGAAGGGUGCAUCGUUGACUCCACCUUCAAGUUUAUUGAAACAGACUCGAAUUUACAGCCUCUUUCCGACCCCAAAUCUAAACGAUUUAUUUUUAAAGCUUUUAGCUUUUUGGACAGCCAGACUCCGAUUUACAUUCACGCUGUUAUAAAAGUCUGUAGUCUUUCGGAUAACAGUUUUGGCUGUACAGACUUGUGCACAAAAAGCAGACGGAAGAGAUUCGUUGAAGUAUCAAGUGAUCUGAACGGUGAACAGUUCCAUAUUUUCCAAGGACCGAUAGUGCCUAGUCACCCCGUUGAAAUCAGAGUUCCGAUGACAUUUACCGAAACCUUUGUUGAAGAUCAGAAGUUAAACAAUGGUGAGGAACUGAAUUUAGAUGUACAUGUGAUUGCUAAGCCGGUUCCAGAGAGAGUAACUUGGAAGCUUGAUGACACUGACCUUGUGGAUAAUAAGGCCACUAUAUUCAUCGAGGAAUCUUUUGACCCAGCAACCUACAUCACAACGUACACACUGAAACUUGUAGACCUUAAAGUGGAACAAUCAGGAGUUAUAACCGUAGAGCUGUCUCGUGAACUGAACGAAACUUUAUCUCAUUCUAUGACUCUCACUGUACUGGAUGAGCCGGUUUUGGGAUUUGGUGUAAAAUUAGGACCUCGAAUUUUGACCUUCCUCCUCCUGAUGCAGGUUCUGCUGUAGGUUUGUCAAGAUGACUAUAUCGUGAACUAAGCUAACGUUAUAGCUAUCGUAGAUAGACUAAUGGUUAUGAACUAAAGAGAGCUGUUUAUUGGGAAAUAUUUAGAUAAUAUUCAAAUAAUCGCAGAAAGUCAGGUGAUUUUCUUUAGGUUAACAACAAUUGUGAUUUAUAUCAUAGUUUAAACAUUAUAUAAUGAUAUAGUAUUUUAACAGAUAUAAGUAAAGUUAAACUAAAACGAGAUUUUAUAGAUUUUUUUGAUGUGGUGUAUGUUAAAAAAAAUUUCUGAUUUCGCUC